AGGAGGAGAGGGAGGAGGGAGCAGGAUAAAUGAAGCUGGAGGAAGGUGAAGCGAAUUUAGAAGCAGGAAGCAUCGAGUGUUUCUCUCUUUGUCAGCAAGCAGCCACGCAGCGUCGUCUCCUCUUCCUCCUCCAUCGUCUCCUCCUCCUCCUCCAUCAUCUCCUCCUCGACCACGUCCUCCUCCUUUCCCAUGCUGCCGCAGGUCUCCGCGGAGCGGCCAUGGCAAAGAUCCGGGUGUCGUACGAGUACUCCGAGGCCGAGGACAAGAGCAUCCGGCUGGGCUUGUUCCUGAUCUUCUGCGGGGUUCUGAGCCUCUUCAUCCUGGGCUUCUGCUGGUUGAGCCCAACGCUGCAAAGUCUGCAGAGCAAACCAGCCAACUGCACGGUGGUGUCGGUGCUGCGUCCGGAGGAGAUGUUUGAGUGCGUGUUCACGUGCGGCGCCGACUGUAAGGGGACGUCUCUCUACCCGUGCCUGCAGAUCUUCGUCAACAACUCGGAGUCAAACUCGGUGGCUCUGCUGCACUUCGAUGAGCAACAGCUGGUCCUCAACCCGAAGUGCUCCUACGUCCCCCCCUGUGAGCGGGACAACCAGAAGAACAAGGACAGCGUCCUCUGGUGGGAGGACUACUUCAGCAAGGAGGUCAGCAGCCAGACCUUCACCUGCUUCUUCAACCAGCAGAGGAGGCCGGACGACGUGCUGUGGCGGCGUUCCCACGACACCAGCGUGCUGCUGCACUGCGUCCUGUGGCCGAUGGUGUCCCUGCUGCUGGGCACGCUCAUCGUGCUGCUCACCGUGUGCGCCCGCUCGCUGGCCGUCCGCGCCGAGGCGCUCCAGAAGAGGAAGUGCUCCUACGAGGCGUGCCACGACCUCUACGCCAGGGCCUCCGAUCGCCGCGGCAACAGGGCCAACGACCCCCCCGGGACCAACGCCGACCCCGAGCCGCCACCCCCUUCGUCCUCGCCGACGAGGAGCCUGCCGCUGUUCGCCGUGCCGGUGCGCCGCCGCGACCGCGAGCACUGAGGGGGGGGGGGGGAGACCCAGCAGGCGAGGUUCAGAUGGACAAAUCCACCAUUUUGCCUUUAGAUUCCCACCAAAAACAUCCGCACCUUCGCCGCUUCUCACCGGGGAUCCAACCCUGGAGCCGGCGUUUCUUCUCGUGUUGUAGCCUGGAGGCUCCGAGGUGCAGCCCCCACUGUAGCGGCGACGUAGCGCCGACGUAGCGCCGACGUAGCGCCGACGUAGCGCCGACGUAGCGCCAACGUAGCCGACUGGAUCGCUUCUUACUCUUUUUUAUUUCUUAUUAAAGACAGUUUUAUUUUUACAUCCCAGAUUUAGUGAAUUUUAAACCUCUUCAGCAGCUCGUCGGUCUUCUAAUACUAUGUGUCUUUUAUUGUGAAAUGCUGCAGGAAGUGGCGUGCAGUCGUAACACAAACAUUAGAGGAGCGUCGUGGUCACAUGAUCUCAGAAGAGGAAAUAAGAAUCAUACAGAAUCGUAUAUAUACAUAGUUGUUUAUUACUGUCAACAGAACGAGCUUCGAUCAACAAAUCCAUUUAUCUUUAUUCUUCCCCAAAUAAAGUUUAGGAAACUAAACAGAAACAGAUGAAUCAAACUUUAAUAACAUGAAGCAUUAAAGAAUAUAAAGAAAUAACAAAGACAAACGAAAUGAAACUACUCCUGGUACUAAACAUGUUGUGUUUAGGACAGAAAGAACAAGCUUCACCAUGAACCUCAGAGAUGUUCUCACAGCUCCUGGUCAGAUCUUUCAGUUACAAAUUGUUAGAAUCAGUGAAUGAGAAGCAGAAGGAAACCGAGGGACGUCUUGGACAUUUGGACUUGUGAGAUGUUUCAGCUGACCAGCAGAUCGUAGCUUAGAUCUUCGCUAGCUACCUGUUAGCAUUGUGGGAUGCAGACCGAAGCUACAUGAGGACGUCCAUUCGUCACAUUCAUCUCAUUUGUUUCUUCACGUGUUGUUAGCGAAUCGCUACGUAUUAGCAUCGCUCUGAAUGCAGUGAAGGUGUGAGAACAGUAACUCUAAAGGACUUCUUCCACGCAGCUGAGACAACAAUAGAUCAGAGGGAGUGUCUCCUCCUCAAGGCUCCAGAUCCCCACCAUCACCGUCCUCUCCGUCUAAAAAUGACCUGAGCGUUGCUUAGCAACAGCCGGCAGGCCGCUGCCAACGAAAACAAGUGAGGACAGAGAGAACUUCCCUCUUCAGGUCCAGAUGCUUCCGGUGAGCGUUCAUCAUCCUCCUCGUUUUGACCUCGACUUCUGAGAAAUGUUCUUCUGCACUAAAGAAAGGCCAAAGGUCGCGUUGGUGUUCCUGACAACGGGGACGUCCACGUGUCUCCAGAACCGGUGCUAAACACACAAAGUGAGAGUUUGAUUAGGAUGUAAAGAAGUAGGAGGGAUUCCUUCAACCACGACUCAAACCCAUCUGUUGCUUUGUAUCGCCAUGGAAACGAUGACAUCGUCUCCUCGCCAUCGCUACGGAAACAUAAAAUAUGCAUCGUGAUGAAUAAUGAGCUUCUGAUGUUCUCACUGCCAAAGGGAAAGAA
This is a messenger RNA of Pungitius pungitius (ninespine stickleback), 2555 nucleotides long. Its product is annotated as calcium-activated potassium channel subunit beta-4-like. The coding region runs from base 30 to 1019 and encodes 329 amino acids. The record is from RefSeq and is a predicted model, not a curated record. NCBI's taxonomy places the organism in Eukaryota, Metazoa, Chordata, Actinopteri, Perciformes, Gasterosteidae. Gene Ontology annotation, biological process: detection of calcium ion; potassium ion transport. Gene Ontology annotation, molecular function: calcium-activated potassium channel activity; potassium channel regulator activity. Gene Ontology annotation, cellular component: voltage-gated potassium channel complex; membrane. The transcript is spliced from 4 exons.